CAAGCACGAGGCAGCGUACACCGCGUCUUUAUAUGGCCAAAAGAUUGCACAUGCGUUCGAGAAAGAGUCAAUUCUCCAAUGCCGAGGAUGCUUCUGAAGGAUUCCAAAGCUCGGAGUUCAAACUCGGAACUCCGCGCUAUCAACACUUAGCUGCCCUGUACUGCCCUGAAGACAGCUGAGGUCGUCAAGAAUCAGGAUGUCUGAUACUACGCCCAAUACGCAAGUUCGAACAGUUCACGUCAAACGCCGAAAUGGCAAGUUACAGAGCUGCGAGCCAUGUCGCGUCCGGAAGCUGUCCUGCGAUCACAGACUGCCAGCGUGUACAAGAUGUAUUCGAAGGAAACACGCGGAACAGUGCUAUUAUCAUCCAGCGCCGAUGACGAGGACAAACAAUGCCCGAAUCUUGCCAUCACCCGCAGAGUCUUCGGUCACCUCGCCUAGUGCUGGGUCACGGGUAGUUCAGGGGUCUGGGCAAGGCACAUCUUCCUAUCGACCACAAAUAUGGACACCAGAUCAUGUCCAUGGCAGCACAGAAAGUCGACGUAUGGUCCAAGCACGGUCCGUGGUACGAGCCGAAACAGUACCACCGCCAGACCGGAUACAGGAGAUUCUAAGUGUGCCAUCUGCCGGCAUCUUGAUGGAUUCCGCAGCAGGUCGACCGGUCGGCUACCUAGGCGAAACCAGCUCUUCUGCAUUUGUCGCGGAGCUGAACCAAAAUCUGGGGAUCGACACGCCGGCGACCCUCAAUGAAUCCCAUACUGAACGACUGUCAGAUGAUCAUGUGGAGAAAGGGCUCAAGGUACUCAACUAUUUCAAGGACAUCAGUCUAAUUGAAUACUUCGCGCACAAAUGGCUGGGAAAGCUGGACAGCUUCUUGAUGUAUAGUCCGAUCUUUCGAAUCUGGUUCGAGGAGUCGAUUCCUGUAAUCCAAGACGCGCUGAAUGCAAAGACGCCCAUCACCCUUGCAGCGCAACUAUCGCGCAACACGCAACUUUCUCUGCCGUGCACGCGGACGACCCUCGUCCAAGAUUGGGCUCGUGCAGCGACCGGUCCUAACCUACGCUGGGAGACGAUGGGACUGAUCUUGACUCAAGUGGGCGUCAUCGCAUCCAUGUCGCCUGCCUGGGAGCCAAUCUUCACAGCCGGACAGUCGAGAAAAGAAAUGGUCCAGACAAUUUAUGAUCUUGCCGGCAUAUGCAUCGAACUGAGUCAGCGUUGUGGAAGCCGCAAUGAACUGCUCAUCUGUCUCCUCUACGAGAGACUGCUUAUUACGUCCAUCAUGCAAGGAGAUACCUCUAGUCAGGUCUGGACGAGCUUCAGCGAGGUCGCAGACACUGCUGUUCUCCAUGGUCUGCAUUUGGAAGUACCCGAGAAUGCAAACAUGCCAUUCUUCUUGCGAGAACUUAGGUCGCGAAUUUUCAAUGUAAUCUUCUCCAUGGACAAGCUACUUUCGACAUUUCUAGGACGCCCACCUCGGAUCAGCUACCGGUAUUCUGUGGUUCAGGAACCUCAUGAUCUGACCGAUGCCGAAAUCUGCUCAGAUCCUGACACUCUUCAAAGGAGACUGUCCGAAUUGAGUCUGUCAGGCGGAUGGUCUACUCGUGGUCCUGUCGCCAGAGCUACGUGGCGCAAAGCAAACACCAGCCGCCACAUCAUACGCGAGGAGAUACUGGAGAUUGUCAUCGGCCCUCAUAUCACAGAUAUCGAAUCCCGUCUCCAGUUCAUACGCGCUCGCGAGCAAGAAGCUCUUGCCAAGAUGCCAGAGUUCUGUCGCUUAGACCCAGAGCAACUGAUCGCCGAUAUCAAACGAAAUCCCACGAUCCAUAUUCCCGGAAGGGGAGUGCCCUGGCGACCGGUCGAUGUGGUAUGCUUCUGCUCAAUCCAUCUCGGCAUGCAACACGCCGCAUUCUUGCUGGAACGCGCUGCAUACAACAAGACCAAAUCGGAUCCUUCGAUGCUCAUUGCAACAGCCAGGUCCUUACUGUCGCUUGUGCUGAAAGCUUAUUCGCUCAGCGAUUUUCUGAAUGAGUUUCAGGUGGACCUGACAGAUAGUCUGGCAUUCUACGUCGUGCCUACAGCAGGUGUUCUGGCAUUGGAAAUGCUAAAGCGCGAGCAAUACUACCACGCCAACGAUGACUUCCCGCGAUCAGAAGUUCUGCAACAACUAAGUGUUCUGGUACCAAUACUGGAGGCCGUUCCAGCGGAUGAGGGCAACGGACCAAUCUGCGCAAUGGGAUUGCAUGCGAUCAAGAAAGUGCUUGACAGACUACUAUCGAGACCCUAUCAGAGACCGGCGACGAAUUUCGACGCGCAAACUGGUGGCGGUACGAACCAGUUCACCACAAAUAUGGACAAUGAUGCAGACUUUUUGCAGUGGCUUGGAAAUCUGGACUUCGAUACGAGUGAUUGGCAGUUGUCAUAA
Messenger RNA from Cercospora beticola, 2422 nucleotides. Its product is annotated as fungal specific transcription factor domain-containing protein. The record is from RefSeq and is a predicted model, not a curated record. Gene Ontology annotation, biological process: DNA-templated transcription. Gene Ontology annotation, cellular component: nucleus. Gene Ontology annotation, molecular function: DNA binding; zinc ion binding. Lineage: Eukaryota; Fungi; Ascomycota; Dothideomycetes; Mycosphaerellales; Mycosphaerellaceae.